CUGCUCUUAUCCGAGGAAGACAUGGCCUGCAAGAGCAACACUCGGCCCAGGGGCCUGGCCUGGGCCCUGCCACCAACCCUGGCAUGGAUACUACUAGGGGCCUGUGGUGGGAGUCGCCCUCCUCAAGCCAGGCCUCAUGACUGCCAUGGGCUGGCAGCUAAACUGGACACAGAAGAGCUGCAACUGGAAGGGGACUCUCCAGCCUCCUUUCCACAACCUUACCUGAUGAUUCAAGCCCCUGGCUCGAAGGCAGCUCCACUGCCAGCGCCUUGUUGUCCCUCCGAGGUGGACAGACCCAGGGAGCAGGACCCUGGAGCUACCUGGGAGCUCUGUGGGGCGCCGAGCCCUGGAUGCAAAUCUUUCCUGGGACAUCUGCAGAGCAUCCUUCACCAUCGCUUCCGCCUGCUGCUACUAGGCCUGCGCCGGGCCCCACCACUCUGUGCUGAGCUCUGCGAGACCUGGCUCACCACCUGCAAAGCUGAUAUUGCCUGUGGCCCAACCUGGUUGCCGACCUCAGAAGACAGGGCCUGCGCACCCAGCUGCCGCACCUAUGGGCAGACCUUCACCGAUGGGGUGGACCUCUGUCGCUCAGCCCUGGGUGUCGCCCUGCCAGUCGCAGCUCCUGGCUCCCGCCAUUGCCUCAACCUCCCCACAUCGGUGUCUCCCCGUUGCGGACCCAGCCGGCAUGCCCGGGAAACUCAUCCUUCUGUUCCGGACGCCUUGGGCAGUGGCAGCGGCAGCGGCAGCGGCCCCUAG
Messenger RNA from Octodon degus (degu), 756 nucleotides. It is a transcript of the gene Rtbdn, whose product is annotated as retbindin. Gene Ontology annotation, molecular function: riboflavin binding; signaling receptor activity; riboflavin transmembrane transporter activity. Lineage: Eukaryota; Metazoa; Chordata; Mammalia; Rodentia; Octodontidae. Gene Ontology annotation, cellular component: external side of plasma membrane. The record is from RefSeq and is a predicted model, not a curated record. The transcript is spliced from 5 exons. The coding region runs from base 22 to 756 and encodes 244 amino acids.